Messenger RNA from Cephus cinctus (wheat stem sawfly), 2540 nucleotides. RefSeq names its product transmembrane protein 184B (gene Tmep). Gene Ontology annotation, biological process: transport. Bases 605 to 1903 code for a protein of 432 amino acids. The record is from RefSeq and is a predicted model, not a curated record. The transcript has 7 exons. NCBI's taxonomy places the organism in Eukaryota, Metazoa, Arthropoda, Insecta, Hymenoptera, Cephidae. Gene Ontology annotation, molecular function: transporter activity.
GUGGUACAUGCCAGCAAUCCCCUCCGUUUUAUAAAUCCUUCAUGGAGACUCCUUUCACAUUAUAAGGAGUGUGCGUAAAGCAAGACGUUCUCUUGACAGCUCACCAUAUAACAAACACAGAAGUAAAACGAGUUCAGCCUUUUUCACGCAGGCGCAUGCGUGGCAGCACUGGCGUCAUCGAGGUUUUAGGAUGUAGUAGGAUGUCCCAGUCAGUCUCCCAAUCCUACAGUACAGAGACCUGAAGUCUGAGUGAAGUGAAAAGGGAUAGAUAGUGAAAUAGAUGGACACGCGUAGUAGUACGGAUUGAAACAGGUAUUUGUCAACCAGGAACAACGUUCAAAAUAUACUUAUAUCCUAUACGGGAUCGACGCUGUACUUGUGUGUGAAGUGAAGCAUUAUAGUAGAUAAGGUGCUACGAAAUGUCAGGUGGAUGCAAAACACGGUGAUCACUGGACCGCGAGAACGUGUCCUCCGAGUGGCUCGCGAUUAAUUGGACCUGCUGUUUCGCGUGGAAGGUCAACUUGCGUCUCUGGCUGGUUUAACUGGAACUGACGAUCUGUCUCCAGAUUUCUCAGAAAUUGGAGCCAUUCUCGCAGAUUGAAGUAUGAGUAGCAGUACCCUACCGGGGACGUCGACCAUGGCCUCGGUGGUCAACAACGUGACAGCAACAACUGUCACAAGUGUUGUUACAGGUUUGACGACCGAGGAUACCAAGGAGGUUACGCCUAUCUUCUUACAAACGCGGGCUGCUCAGGGUAUCGCUGGAGCGUUUGUCUGGGUCGCAUUGUUUUUGACUUGCCAGCAGAUUUACCAGCACCUCAGGUGGUACACAAAUCCAGCAGAGCAACGGUGGAUUGUUAGGAUUCUAUUCAUUGUACCGAUUUAUGCUACCUACUCUUGGGUCUCCCUGUUAUUCUUUAACAGCGAAAGUUACUAUGUGUACUUCUUUACUGUACGUGACUGCUAUGAGGCAUUUGUCAUUUAUAAUUUCCUGUCUCUGUGUUACGAGUACCUGGGAGGUGAGGGUAACAUCAUGUCUGAGAUUCGAGGGAAACCCAUUCGUUCCAAUUGCCUAUAUGGUACCUGCUGCCUAGUGGGCAAGACCUACACCAUUGGUUUCCUACGAUUUUGCAAGCAGGCUACAUUACAAUUUUGUCUUGUGAAACCGGUUAUGGCUUUCGUUAUCAUAUUCCUUCAGGCCUUUGGCCAUUAUCGGGAUGGUGAUUGGUCUCCCGAUGGAGGAUACAUCUACAUUACUGUUAUUUAUAAUAUCAGUGUGUCUCUUGCUCUUUAUGGGCUCUUUCUAUUCUAUUUUGCUACAAGAGACCUACUCACACCUUUUGAGCCUGUCUUGAAAUUCUGCACUGUAAAGAGUGUCAUUUUCCUGUCAUUCUGGCAAGGUGUGCUGUUAGCCGUCUUAGAAAAGGCCAAUGUUAUCUCACCUGUCAUUAAUAGUCUUGGUCAAUCAACAAGUGCUGGUACCGUGUCGGCAGGAUAUCAAAAUUUUCUGAUAUGCAUUGAGAUGUUAUUUGCUGCUAUUGCAUUACGCUAUGCCUUCCCGUAUCAAGUAUAUUCAGCUGGCUGCGUUACUGACUCCAGAGGUCGUAGUGUCACCAUGCAGAGCAUCAGCAGCAGUCUUAAGGAAACGAUGAAUCCCAAGGAUAUUAUGACCGACGCUAUUCACAACUUUCACCCACAGUAUCAGCAGUAUACACAGUAUAGCUCUGGGGGCACCAAAGGUCAACGAGGGAUGCGGGUAUCCAGCUUCGAUCCGGACGAUCCGCAAAACAUGCCAGUACCGCCACCUCAGAGGCGCAACACAUCUCAUCAACGUGUCGCAACAAUCUCCCAAAACUAUAACGAGAAAACUAUGCUGUUGAGCAGCGACGACGAAUUUCAGUAAGUGAAAAGAAAGAGAGCCAAGAUUAUGGCAAGGAACAAAAGGCGAAAGAUCAUUAGAAAACUCGCCGAGCACGUAUGCCAGAAGUAUUUCUUUGAGGGGAAAAAAAUAGUUUUUUUUUACGGAUUCACGUGCAUUGUUUCACUUUGACGAUGAUUUGUGUGGGUGAGAGAAAAAAUUAAUGAAAAAGAAAAAAAUUAUGAAAGACGUCAUAGUUCACACAUGGCGUAAGCACGCUGUACCGUAUCGUAAUAGUUCCACGAUGUUAUAAUCAAGUUAAUAACUUACGUUGUAUGUUACAUUACAUAAGGAUAAUAUAGAAAAUAUUUAUUUUAAUAAUGCUCACGUGUUUAAAACGAACGUUACUCGUUGUAGACGUGGCGCCACCUACCUGCGCUUUUGUCUCUCUAAAAUGUCUGUUUAAGGAACAUGUUUGUAUUAUUUCUUUAGUUGUCGCUUCGUUACGAACUAGGAGAAAGAAUGGUCACAAUUUUACCUCAUCGUCUCAUCUAGUAUUGUCGAUUGUGGAUACAAAAUCCCGAUGGCUAUAACACAUUAGUGCGAGUAAAUACAAUGGGACGACAUUGACGUUGAUUUUGUUUUUGAACUUGAAUAAAAAUUUCAAAAUACUUUUAAUUCA